AUGGGAACUCAGCUUCGCCUCUUCCUUGAGCUUCCAACUCCACCUCUCACUUCAUCACCUCCUCUCAGACUCAACAAAUCCUUAGUAAUUACUAACAACAUCCUACGCUGCAAUUCCACUUGCUUUCACCGCAGAAAUGGACGGUUCAGACUCGAUCCUCCAAAUCCCGACGAUGAUGACGAUGAGUUCGAGUUCACCAGCGCCGCGAAGCAGAGGAACUGGUGGUCUGGUUAUGAUGAUUACGAUGAUGUCUGGGAAUUCGACGAGGAUAAUGAGUUCUGGGUUUUCAAGAUAUUUAGAGCUUUUGGCUGGAUGCUACCAGCCAUUGCCAUAUCGUUGUUGCUUGGAACUGGCCCAAAUGCUUUUAUCAUGGCGUUAGCAGUACCACUAGGGCAGUCAGCACUUUCACUUGUGUUCGAUAAAGUUUCUGGAAGGACAAGUGAGAGUUGGAAAUCUGCACCCAGACGCAAGACCAAGAAGAAACAAUUUACAAGAGCUGCUGCUAAUAACACAAGAACGAACAAGGGAAAACAAGAACCGAAUAAGACUGGUGGAGAGAAGGAAAGUUACAGCUCAUGGUUGAAUACGGAUGGUGGUUUACAAGGAAAGGGUGGUCAGAGAGUCCCAAAGUAUGGCGGAUGGGAUCAACUGGAUGAUCAAGUAGAGACCCAAAAAAGGGCAACAAGUCGGAAGGGAAAUGGAGCACCGAAGCAACGAAAGGAGGAUAAAUUUAGCAGGGUAGGGAGAGACAGAGUCAGAGACACACCGUUGCUGCUGAGGUUGUUGAUUGCCGUUUUUCCAUUCUUGGGAUCUUGGACUAGGUUCCUGUUUUGAUUUUUCUACUACCAGAAAAUGCAUGGUCGUCAUUGACAGAAAGAAAAAUGAACUUAUACUGCUGCUGCUUAGGCACUGUCCAUACUGGACAUGAGAAGAAGCCAGUGCAAUGUGACGCUACCAACCAAGUGCCAGUUUGGUGCUGAAAGUAAGUUGGGAAAGAAAAAGGCAAAUUAGCCGUAAGCUUGUUUAUACCUUAUAAACUGCAUGUGCAUACCAAUUGGAUAAAUUGAGUUGGGAUAGGAGGUAUUGGGAUGUUAUCGUAGGUGAUGUUGUAUCAGUGAAUGGAUUGUGUGAUCUUUGCCUAACCCUAUACCACUGCCAUUUUUAUUUUUAUUUGGUAAGUCCUUGGUCACCUGUACGUAUGUGAUGAAAUCUGAUGUAAAAUUAUUAAACAAUUGAAAUUUAUAUACACCUGCAUUAAUGUACAUAAACAUCGAGGAACUUUGUUCAA
This is a messenger RNA of Gossypium raimondii (Peruvian cotton), 1288 nucleotides long. RefSeq lists its product as uncharacterized. The record is from RefSeq and is a predicted model, not a curated record. The transcript has 2 exons. The coding region runs from base 1 to 834 and encodes 277 amino acids. Lineage: Eukaryota; Viridiplantae; Streptophyta; Magnoliopsida; Malvales; Malvaceae.